Molecule: messenger RNA, 2376 nt
Organism: Phoenix dactylifera (date palm)
Lineage: Eukaryota; Viridiplantae; Streptophyta; Magnoliopsida; Arecales; Arecaceae
Source: RefSeq, a predicted model, not a curated record
UUUUAAUAUUUCAUUUAAAUUGCUUAAAAAAAUUAAGUAAAAAAUUGCCAAAAAAUAGGAAAUGAUUCAAUGAUUCUAUUUCGUCUUGAAUUUUUUAUAUGUUGUCGAUAUAUGGACGAUGUUAAUGGUGACAUUAACUUUUGUUUUUACAGAAUUUAUAUAAUUUAAAAUUUAAUUAAAAAAUUUAAACAUUAAUUUUUAAUUGCAAAAAAAUAGAAAUUGAAAAAAAUUAAUGUGGUUGUAGGAAUGGAGCCGUCAAGGAGAGGGCAACCCCAAGAGCGUAAUAUUGGCUGGGAGCAUGGGAAGAUGCUCGGUGAACGGCACCAGUUUCAGUGCAAUUAUUGCCACAAGUGCUUCAAAGGAGGAGUAACCAGAUUAAAGCAGCACUUAGCCGGUAAUUCUCGUGAGAUAUCUGCAUGCUCGGAGUGCCCACCGAGCACCCGUCAGCUGAUGAGAAAAAACCUCGCUGAGAUCAAAGCAGCCAAGGAGAGAGCUGCCAUGCAAAAAGCGAAGGUGGAACGCCAAGCUGCAGAAGCACCUUCCUAUCACUUGAUGGAGUCACAGGAGGUCGAGGGUCCAGAUGAGGAGGCACAGAUCCAGCCUGCCAUGCGGGCGAGUCUGGAUGAUCGGUGGCAGCAGGAGGAGGUGGCGAGGCAUCGGGCUCGAUUUGGGCCCUCGUUUUUCGAGUCGGACGUCGGUUCUGGUGGAAGCAGACAAGAUCCAGAGUUUCAAAGGACAACCUCAGUCAGGGAGGGCGAGGGCAUAGGACGUAGCCGGAUUGCAUCUAUGCUGGGUGGUUUUGGUGGCCGAAAGAAGUCUUCCGGAGGGAUUCCACCAGGUGCGUCAAUCCAUGAUGUAGAUCCGCAUGCCUUCCCCAGGAGAGAUUCGAAGCAGCAAAGGGUAGACACAAUGUGGAAGAAGGAGAAAAAGAAGGAUAUGUGGCGAGCUAUUGGAUCCUGGUUCCACUUCAGCCACAUUCCAGCGAAUGCUGCAGACAAUACAUACUACAAGUCUGCCAUUUCUGCCAUACAGUCUGCCGGUCCCGGUGUUGAUCCUCCAGGCCCGAGGGACAUCUACGGUGAGCUUCUUGACAACAAUAAGGAGGAGCUAGAGAAUUGGAUUGGCUCAUAUAAGAGCAAGUGGCCCACAUAUGGGCUCACUCUGAUGUGUGAUGGUUGGACCGGUCCGACAAAGCGGGCCAUCAUCAACUUUCUGACAUACUGUGAUACGAAGACCUUCUUCCACAAGUCAGUUGAUGCUUCAGAUAAGAUGCACAAUGCCUCAUACAUCCUCAGACUUAUGGAGGAGGUGAUUGAUCAGAUUGGAGAGGAGAAUAUCGUGCAGGUCGUCACUGAUAACGGGCCGCAAUAUAAGUUGACCGGGCAGGUCUUGAUGGAGCGGCGACCACAAAUUUUCUGGACUCCAUGUGCUGCACAUUGCAUCGACCUCAUCCUGAUGGACAUUGGAAAGAUCCGUAGGGUGCAACAUACGGUGGAGAUAGCCCAACGCAUCACCAGGUAUAUUUAUAGCCAUACUUGGGUUAUUUCAUUAAUGAGAAAGUAUGCAGGGGGAGAAAUUCUUAGACCAGGAGUCACACGGUUUGCUAUGAAUUACAUUGCACUUGAUAGCCUUAUCGAGAAGAAAGGAGCCCUACGUCAGAUGUUUGUCAGUCCCGAGUGGCAGGAAAGUAGAUAUGCCCAGGCCGGCACUGAAGGAAGCAGAAUGGAAGACUUGGUAAAGAGGCAGUCAUUCUGGCAGCGGGCCAAUGCGAUAGUCAAGGCUAUCAAACCAUUAUAUCAAGUGCUGCGGGCUGUGGAUAGCGAGAGGUACCCCCAGAUGGGCUUUUUGUAUCACAUGAUGGAGAAGGCAAAGGCUCAGAUCAUGGAGGCAGAUGUAGCCCAUGCCCAGGAGUACAUCGACAUCAUUGAGCAGCGGUGGGGAGCCCAAAUGGGUAGGGAAUUGCAUCUAGCAGCAUACUAUCUGAAUCCCCGGUUUCAGUACGAGAGUGGAAUUGGUAUGGAUGAUGAACUUCUUCAUGCUCUGCGUAAUGUUAUUUAUAAGAUGGAGCCUGAUCCAGAAGUCGCCGCGUCAUGUAUAUAAGAGGUAACUAUGAUUUAGUAACAUAUGUAAAUAUAUCGGAUCUUAUAUUAUUGACAUACUUCAACAAACUUCUUUCCACAGACCAAAUUAUUUAGAGAGGGCAGCCAUAGCUUUGGACAGCGACCAGCUGUCGUGAGCAAGACAACUAUGAAUCCAGGUACAAUACAAAUCUGCAAGACACCUCUGCAUCUGAAUUAUCUUCAACUAUGAGGCCAUCAUAUAUGUAAAAUGUAAUUAUCUUCAAUAUUUUUGCAGCUGAAUAGUGGAUUCAUUUUG